AUGGCUCCCAGGAAGAGAACCGCUAAACCACCCAAAAACGACCCCAGGGUGGCAAAGUCGCAGGCUUUGCUGCACGAUUUCGACACUGAAGUCACGACUAUACUUCAGCAGCUGAAAGAGAGGACAGAUAAUCUCCUGAAAAGUAUGGACAACAGCUAUGAAAUGGCGAUCAUUAAGCUCCCCAAGGCAGUCAGAAAACUAAGUUGGAUGGAGAAUUUCAGCUUGCAGAAACUCCAGUUACCAUUAGUGGAUGACAGAAAGGGAGAGGAAGAGGAGGAGGCUGCCAAGGUUGAGAGUGUCUUAUCUCUGGAGCAUGGCAUUUGCCCUACAAGGGGUAAUAAAAGUAAUAAGAAAAAUAUAAUUAUUUUUCUGCUCCUUCUAACAGGAUCAAAGAACGAGUCAGAUGCCCAGACAAGUACAGAAGACGGGAACUCCUCGAGCCAGAAUACGAUUAAGAAGGUGAGAACUACGAAGAAGCCCCCUACCACAUCAAAAAAGGCAAAGGAUCUCUCAGUAAGGAAGCGGAAAAGCUCCAUCAGAAGAUCAAACAGGAAGGCUUUGGUGACUCCUGCCAAGAAUACAGUGAACACUUCUCUGUUGAUAGGCUCUACUCCCCUUGUUACCCCACGUUUUGACCCAAGGCUUCCCAAGACCCCAGCAGUGAGAAAUCCCCACCACAAAGAGAGGGUAUACAGCAUUUCUGUUAAUGGCUCCCCUAUCGCAGAUAGGAAUGGGGACGUUAUCAUCAACGUCCCAAUUGGAAACGGAGAGAGCAUUCAGCUGCUGGCCAGUCAAAUAGACUCAGCUGACCUGUCAUCACUGGAUAAGAAGGCCCUGGCGAGCAUGCAGCAGCUCCAGAAGCGCCUCGCAACAUUGUGUGGGACAACAAAGUGAACGCCAGAGAGAAGACCGUUUGGAAGUUUUGUUUAUAAACUUAUUUCACCAUACCUAUUUUUUUUCUCACUGAAGUUUUUAUUGAAUACUGUAAGAUACACAAAAAAACAAAAAAAACAUAAAAAAAAACAGUUGUCUGGAAAUAUUUCAAUAUUCACACAAAUAUUGUAAUUAGGCAUU
This is a messenger RNA of Lampris incognitus (smalleye Pacific opah), 1074 nucleotides long. It is a transcript of the gene cdca8, whose product is annotated as cell division cycle associated 8. Gene Ontology annotation, cellular component: chromosome passenger complex; spindle midzone; chromosome, centromeric region. The coding region runs from base 1 to 894 and encodes 297 amino acids. Lineage: Eukaryota; Metazoa; Chordata; Actinopteri; Lampriformes; Lampridae. Gene Ontology annotation, biological process: mitotic sister chromatid segregation. The record is from RefSeq and is a predicted model, not a curated record. The transcript is spliced from 10 exons.